Molecule: messenger RNA, 669 nt
Organism: Parastagonospora nodorum SN15
Lineage: Eukaryota; Fungi; Ascomycota; Dothideomycetes; Pleosporales; Phaeosphaeriaceae
Exons: 3
Coding region: 1-669 (222 amino acids)
Biological process (GO): ergosterol biosynthetic process
Cellular component (GO): endoplasmic reticulum
Molecular function (GO): sterol 24-C-methyltransferase activity
Source: RefSeq, a predicted model, not a curated record
AUGCCGCCUAGUCCGAAGCUUAACGAGGGCCGCACUUUCCGUCGUCGAUAUGUGGGUGCAUUCCUUAUCUUGCUGGCUUCCAUUCUGAUUGGUUUGAUCGCGAGCACCGACGGCUCUGCACCAUCCGUCGAAGCUUACUAUAGCUCACUCGAAUCACGAAUCGGAUACUGGCUCGUCCUCGGUAAUGCAAGGCAUUGCGGAUUGCUGGGACUAAAGCCAGGUGACCGAGUCCUCGAUGCUGGUGCCGGCUCGGGAUACGUCGCUAUGACCAUGGCGAGACACGGCCUCAAUGUGCAGGCUAUCGACAUCACGCCGCACCACGUCGCUAAUGCAAAGAAGAAUGUUAGGGGAUACGGCCUACAGGACAGAAUCAAAGUCGACUAUGCCAACUACCAUAACCUGAGCCAGUUUCCUGAUGCAUCAUUUGACGGCAUUUACACUAUGGAGACCUUUGUUCACGCGGACGACCCAAUCAAGGUUCUCAACAACUUUAAGCGACUCCUUAAGCCAGGCGGUGUCGUGGUUCUACACGAAGCUGAUUUCAGUCGUGAUUCGGACAAACUGCAAGACGUGCUGCGACUUUCUCCAAAACACACUUCCAAAGGGUGGCUACGAAGAGCUCAUGAAAGUGGCAGGGUUCAAAGACUUUUCCCUCGAAGACCUGACUGA